Molecule: messenger RNA, 3395 nt
Organism: Vitis riparia (riverbank grape)
Lineage: Eukaryota; Viridiplantae; Streptophyta; Magnoliopsida; Vitales; Vitaceae
Product: serine/threonine-protein kinase/endoribonuclease IRE1a
Exons: 7
Coding region: 330-3110 (926 amino acids)
Biological process (GO): intrinsic apoptotic signaling pathway in response to endoplasmic reticulum stress; mRNA processing; IRE1-mediated unfolded protein response
Cellular component (GO): IRE1-TRAF2-ASK1 complex
Molecular function (GO): RNA endonuclease activity; ATP binding; protein serine/threonine kinase activity
Source: RefSeq, a predicted model, not a curated record
CGCACCAGUCAGCGCAGUCGGGACACAGCAGAAAUACGUUUCUGACGGCCUUUCUUGAAUUUUGUUUUUUUUAAAUUUGCUGGAAUAGGUAAAAAAAAACUGUCAUUAAACUUACAGAUUAUCAGUUUCCUUCGAAGCAUACGUUAUCUAAAUGGGGAAGUCAGAGGAUCCAAAGAUUGCAGGAGCAGUGGAAGCUUCGAAUCUUGAAUUCUAGAUGCGAACCCUUAUCCAGCCUGCUAGGGCAUCCUCCAAAUCCAAUUCCCAAUUCCAGAAGAUACCCAGUUGUUUCUCAUCCGAAUCGUUUCGAAACUUCGGCUUCAGAGGCACCCAUGAUCCGCCAUUUCCUUCUCGUUCUAGGCGUUUUACUCGUCGCUUCGGGGUCCCUCGGUGAAUUUUCGACUUCAGAAUCAUCGGAGGAUCCGGCUCCAAGUCCGCGUAGGGAUGAUUUCAUGUACUCGAGUCGACCCACGAGACGAUCUUUGCUGUCUCUUCCCAAUAAAAAUGACACCGCAUUGGUGGCUGCCUUGAACGGUACAAUCCAUUUAGUGGAGAGUAAUUCCAUGAAAGUGCUCUGGUCAUUUACAUCAGGACCUUCAAUCUAUUCUUCAUAUCAGGCUCCUCUUGACCAAGAUAACGCAACUGAUUGGGGUUCUGGUUUUUUUGUGGACUGUGGAGAGGACUGGGAGUUGUAUAUGCACGGCCGGCACUUUGGUAAAGUGAAACUUCCAAUGACUGCUGAAGAAUUCAUCAGCAGCACACCGCAUGUGUCUGAGGAUGGAGGAGUUAUACUUGGGUCCAAACAAACUACUGUGUUUCUGCUUAAUGCUAAGACUGGAAAACUAAUACAUUCUUAUAGGUCAUUGGAGUCUCCACCCACGCCACUGAGCAACAAAGAGGAGAGUGUUGUGCAUGAUAAAGAUAUUAAGGAAUGGGUAGAUUCUGGUUCUACAAACCUGAAUAUUGUUGAGCCACGUCUUUAUAUUACAAGAACAGACUAUUCAUUGCAGUCGUUUGCACAAGGUUCAGACAAAGUUUUAUGGAAUAUGACAGUUGCUGAAAUUGGUGCUGCUUUUCUUUGUCAAGGUACUGAGAAUCUGUUUAGCAGGCCACCUUUAAAUCUGGGAUGUGAACUUGGCCCUGAAUAUAACUGUGAUUUUGAAAUGCCAUUGCCAUGUCAAUCAAAGGCCGUUGUCUACCGAUAUCGUGGUCAUACUAUGUUGGAACCUUUUCCUAGGCAUGAUAGGCUGCAGGAGGCUCAUCAAGAAGAUAGGCUGCUUUUGCAACCCAAUAUCGAUAAAACUUUAGACUUUCACCCCCAAGAUAUGAUGCUUCCAGCUGUUGUUCCAAACCAUAUGCUUCCUUCAGAGCCCAAAGAUGAGAUAUCUUUAAACUUUCAGGAUAACAAUGACAGUGAAGCUGUGCUCCCCUUAUCUCCUCCCAAGAUAAAAAACUCGGGGAUCUCUGGCCAGAAUGUGCAAAUGCCUUAUAAUGGUGGUUUAAGUAUGUUUUCUGGAGGGUCAGUCUUGUUUUCUCUCAUUGUAUUCAUUGUCAUUCUCUUGGUCUCUGUCAUCUACUGCUGUACUCGAGUGGCUGGAGAACAAGGUGAGAUGAACAAGCAACCAAAUGAUUCAGAUUCAAACUCUGUACCUUCCAAAAAAAGGAAAAUUCGGAAAUCGGCAAAGAAUAACAUCAGUUCAGGAAAAAAGGAUGAGCAUGUCUUGUCUGAAAAUAAGGAUGGGUCUGCUCACAUUGCCAGUGAUAACAGCCCAUGGUUGAACCUUAAUGGACUUGUUGAUGGUGACACAAAUGGACGUAUUGUUGGUAAAUUAUUUGUAUCGAAUACAGUGAUUGCUAAGGGAAGUAAUGGCACUAUUGUCCUUGAGGGAAUCCAUGAAGGCCGCUCGGUUGCUGUGAAACGCCUUGUCUGGGCUCACCAUGAUGUGGCUUUUAAAGAAAUUCAAAAUCUUAUUGCAUCUGACCGGCAUCCAAAUAUUGUUCGAUGGUAUGGAGUGGAGUAUGAUCAAGAUUUUGUGUAUCUAUCACUGGAACGUUGUACAUGCAGCUUAAAUGAUUUGCUUCAGAUUCACUCAAAUUCCUCCCUAAACCCAGGGUUCACCAUGGACCAAGCUACAAAAGCUAUGAUGGAGUAUAGAAUCCAGUUGGAUUCAGUGAAAUGUAUUGUGCAGGAUAUCAAAUUGUGGAAAUCAAAUGGCUAUCCUUCAUCUGUAUUAUUAAGCUUAAUGAGGGAUGUGGUUUCUGGGCUUGUACAUUUACAUGACUUGGGAAUAAUUCAUCGAGACUUGAAGCCUCAAAAUGUGUUGAUAAUUAAGGAAAAAUCUUUAUGUGCAAAGCUUUCUGAUAUGGGUAUUAGCAAGCGCCUUGUUGGGGAUAUGUCUUCCUUGGGUCAUCAUGCUACUGGUUAUGGCAGUUCGGGUUGGCAGGCACCUGAGCAGCUUCUUCAUGGACGCCAAACACGAGCAGUAGAUUUGUUUAGUUUAGGUUGCAUCCUCUUUUCCUGCAUCACUGGUGGAAGACAUCCAUUUGGCGACCCUCUUGAACGUGAUGUCAAUAUUGUUAAGAACAAACCGGACCUCUUCUUAGUGGAGUUUAUUCCAGAAGCUUUGGAUCUUUUUGCUCGUUUGUUAGACCCCAAGCCUGAAUUGAGGCCAAAGGCCUCGGAGGUCUUGUACCAUCCUCUGUUUUGGAGCUCCGAGCUGCGGUUGUCAUUUCUUCGUGAUGCAAGUGACAGGGUAGAAUUGGAAGAUAGGGAGAGUAAUUCCCAUGUCUUGAAGGCAUUAGAAGGUACUGCACCAACGGCAUUGGGUGGGAAAUGGAAUGAAAAAAUGGAACCUGCAUUCCUUGCUGAUAUUGGACGUUACAGGCGAUAUAAGUUUGAUAGUGUUCGGGAUUUAUUGCGAGUCAUACGGAACAAGUUGAAUCAUUACAGAGAGCUUCCCAGAGAAAUUCAGGAAAUCUUGGGAUCAGUUCCUGAAGGAUUUGACAGCUAUUUUUCAAGCCGAUUCCCAAGGCUCUUGAUUGAGGUGUACAAAGUUGUAUCCAGACACUGUAAGGGAGAGGAAUGUUUUCAGAAGUAUUUCAAAGCAAUGUAGUUAAAGGACAUUUUAUGUAGUUAAAGUAUUUCAAAGUCUUUCUGGCUUCUUAAAGGACUAGAUGGCGAUAAAUUGAUGCAGUACUAGGAACAGAGAGACCGUUGGUUGCUAUGCUGCAAAAGGGCUACUUUUUAUGUGACUGCUGAUGAAAUAGCUAUUGGUAUAGGAGAUGUAAUUGACCUCCCUUUUAGGUUGUGUAUAUUAGUGUAAAUGUGGUUGUAUUCUAAUAAUGUAUGAUUAAUCAUAUGAAAUAAUCAUCAAAUAUAUUCACUCUAUGGUCUUUAA